This is a messenger RNA of Ficedula albicollis (Collared flycatcher), 3792 nucleotides long. RefSeq names its product receptor-interacting serine/threonine-protein kinase 2-like. Lineage: Eukaryota; Metazoa; Chordata; Aves; Passeriformes; Muscicapidae. The coding region runs from base 66 to 1682 and encodes 538 amino acids. Gene Ontology annotation, molecular function: JUN kinase kinase kinase activity; ATP binding. The transcript is spliced from 12 exons. The record is from RefSeq and is a predicted model, not a curated record. Gene Ontology annotation, biological process: regulation of apoptotic process; protein phosphorylation.
GUAUCGCAGCAGUUUCACUCCAUCAUUCCACAGUUCUAUGUUCGUAUUUCCAGAGCCAUCAAGAAAUGGCCAAUCCAUUGCCUGUGGUAGCUCAGGAAGAUUUGGAAAGCUUUACCUUGACCAGGACAGUCUCAGGCUUUGCACUCAAGGCCUUUCACAUUUCCUGGAACACUCCCAUCUCUGUGAAGCUGCUGACCAGCCAGGACACUACAGACAGGGAGUGGAAGUUGCUACUUCAGGAUAUAGCAAGUGUCAGACACUGUGAGUCUGAACGUCUCCUGCCUUUCCUUGGGGUUUACCAGUACCAUGGACUUGUGGGGAUAGUGACUGAAUGGAUGAACAAUGGAUCCCUCCACUCCCUCAUCCAUGAGCAUCAGCUGUACCCAGAACUUCCCUUUCCCUUACUGAUAAGGAUCCUGUCGGAUGUGGCUGAAGGGCUGCAUCAUCUUCACAGCCUCCAGCCUGCCCUCUGCCACUGCAGCCUGAAACCUUCCAAUGUGCUUCUGGAUGUGCAGUACAGAGCCAAGAUAUCAGAUUAUGGCCUCACCAACUGGAGAAAACAGCAAGUGAGGUCAGACUUGCAGAACUGCCAUCAGAGAAACUGCCAGGACUUAGUGUAUCUCCCUCCUGAAAUACUUGGAGGAGGCCUCCCUUCCCAGGAAGGUGAUAUUUACAGUUUUGGAAUCCUCUGUUGGGAGAGCCUCAGCAGACAGAAACCUUUUGAAGGUCAAACAACUCUGCUUGAUGUUUUGAGAGGAAUCUGCAACAGUUUGCGGCCAGGCAUGUCAGAAAAGUUCAUACCAAGCAAUUUGCCUGAGAGGAAUAGACUGUUGCACCUCAUUGCUCUGUGCUGGCAUCAAGAACCAGAUUAUAGACCACAUACUGCAGAAUGUGUACACCUUCUAAAUGGAGUUUUGACUAGUAUAAAUAAGGAGGUAAUUUCUGCAGCAAUCUACAAUUUGAUGGAUGCAAAGGAGAGAGCGCUUAAGGCAUGCAAAGGCUCGGAGAGGUACACCCUGCACAGAGACACGUGCGAUGCAGAGAUCAUGUGUCCACAAAAAGACAACUGCUUAAUCAGCAAGAAAAUUCCUCUUGUAUUGCCAAGCUUGUCGACUGUUCUACGUGAUAGCAGUGCAAAUACAGCAGGAAGAGAUAAUAUUGAGAUGGGUGUGUCAAAUACUGCCGCACAGAAUGCAACAGCAACAAAAGAUCACCCAGGCUCUGAGAGAAGAAAAUCAAGCUCCUUUUGCACAACUCCUUCAUCCGGUUCAACUGCAGGCAAAGAGAGCAGUCAGCAUAACUCCCCACCACUGGCUCUUAAGCACAGACCACAGCCAGUGCACCUUGGGCAAGCAGUGACAGGUCCUUGCAGCAAAGGAAGCUGCAGUCAAAUCCUUGCCUGCCAGAGACAGACCAUACUGAGCUGCAUGACAGAAGGACGCCUCAACCACAUCCUGGACGUGCUCCGCUCCCAGCAAGCCCUGUCGCGAAUGGAUUAUGAAAGCAUCACCUCGAACCCCACCGUGACCGGCCGUGCUCGGGCACUGCUGGACACCUGCCUUUGCCUCGGAGAGAGGGCAGCACAAGCUGUAGUGACUGCACUUUCAGUGAACAAAUGUAGUCCUCUGGCACAAGUCAUUCACUGCCCAGACUGUCCUUCUAAGGUGAACAGGCUGCUGUGACUGAUUUUUUCACAGUCUGUUGUCUGCAUCUGAGCUCUAGUAAUUUGUGAUGGUAAAGAUUCACGUUAGUGUUUCACACUAAAGGCAAUUCUUCCUACAGCCCAUUAUUUAAGUACUGUAGUGGAAAAGCUAACUGGAUUAAAAGGUCAGGUCAAGCGCUGCCAACAGAAAUUGCCAAGACUGGUAUAAUAAAUUCUGAUUUGGACCUCGGAGAUGGGAGAAGUGCACUAUGUGCCAGAGCAAACAGAGCUCAAGUGAGAUGACACCUUAUUUCCUUGAUUUUUUUUUUAGAAGGGAGGAAAAUGAAUCAUGACUUUUUGGAGGUCACAGUGUGGAAGAAUGGCUGUUUAUAAAUACUUCCAAAUAAGGAUAAUGAACAACAGAAUACUGGAUGAAGAGAAAAAAUUUACUGCCUUUCACUGCGCUCAUAUCUGAGCCAGUUGUUAGAGUGAAAUGCGUCAGAGAAUUAAUAUUCCUUCAGUAGGGCCUUAAGUAAGGAAGUUUCAUAUUAUACAUAUAAAUUACUUAAUUUUCGUCACAAAUGGUCAAAUGAAAAUGUAGCAGUACUUACAUCAGUACUUUGGAGAUGUGGGACUUGGAGUAUGCAUUAAAUGGAAAAAUGUUCUCUCUAAAAAUGUCUGCAGUUCAAAUGUAAAAUUAAACCAGGCAGAAGAGGAGCCAAGCUGAUCAUUUUGAAAUGGUGGUUCUGCUGAGUUGUUGUCAUGGUUGUACUCUAAAGGGAGACAGCCUGGGAAUACUGGGAGGUUUUCUUGCUCUGGCCUGGACUCACCCACGGUCACAGAUGCUUUGGAGCCUCCUGCUGCUGCUUGAACUCAUCCUCAGGUCAUGGACCCCUUGACUUGAGUUCACAUGGAGUUCCAGUCUGUCCAGUACAGCAGCACAGAAACACUGCUGUUAUCAGAAUGUUUGCAGGCACAGUCGAUUAAGAUGAUAAGUGGUACAGCAAACAGUGAAAGCAACAAACCAGCCACUAACGAGCACCAGACACUUGUGUACAGAAGGCAAACAAGUCCCAUGGCAAGCACAGGAGUCUGUCAACAGAUAAAUAGCAACAGCAGCUAUAAAUGUGAUCCAGCACAUUCCAGACAAAUCUGUUGUUGCCUUGAACCCUUCAAGUCCCACAUUGGAUGCUGAAAAGAACAUUUGUGGUUUAACUCCAGUGGAAAACUAGACUCCACAACACUUAAGUGAGAAAACUUGGUUGAGAUACAGACAAUUUAACAGGUAAAGCAAAAGCUGCACAGAAGGAAAGGAAAAUGUGGAAUUCAUUCACCUCUUGGCAUGGGCAGGCAGGUGUUCAGCCAUCUCCAGGAAUGCAGGGCUCCAUCCCACGUAAUGGUUACUUAAGAAGACAAAUGGCAUCACUCCAAACUCCCCUGUGUCCUCCUUCUCCCCUAGCUGAGCUUGAUGCCACAAGGUCUGCAGUAUCCCUUUGGCCAGCUGUGGUCACUUCUCCCAGCUCCCUGUGCAUCCCCAGCUCCUCCCUGGUGGGGUGAGGGGCAGAAAGGCCUUGGCUCUGUGUGAGCUCUGCCCAGCAAUAAGAAAACAUCCCUGAAUUGUCAAUGCUGUUUUCCGUACAAAUCCAAAAUACAGCCCCAUAUUAGCUCCUAUGGAGAAAAUUAACUCUACCUCAGCCAAGACCUGCACAAUUUGAAAGGGAAAUAAUAGGAUUACUUUCUUUAUAACGAAAAUAAUGAUAUAAGGUGCUGGAUUUUUAAAGGUACAGUGGGGUUUCUUCCAGCCUCACGGCACCAGAUUAACAUGAGAACUUGUCAUACUAUCUACAAGUGUUUCAAAUGCAAAAUCAUGUUAUUUGUUUCCCUACAUUGCUUUUGUUCUCUCUGCAGUUUCAAAGUUCUCAUUGAAUUCAGCCAUUUGGCUGACUGCAAAUACAGUAAUGAUGUGUUGUCUAGGCACACUUAAGAAAUAAGAAAUGUGUCACAGCAAAAUUUCCAGCUACAAUGCUGCUGGAACCAUAAACGUAUUUUUUUUUACAUAACUUCACUGAACUUUGAGACUGCCUUGAAUUAAAAUAUUGUUACAAUUAAAAGCAAUGUCUAUCAGAAUAUAUUGACAAUAGUUUUGCCUA